Molecule: messenger RNA, 4290 nt
Organism: Toxoplasma gondii ME49
Lineage: Eukaryota; Apicomplexa; Conoidasida; Eucoccidiorida; Sarcocystidae
Exons: 1
Coding region: 2962-3630 (222 amino acids)
Source: RefSeq, a predicted model, not a curated record
ACAAGACCUCAACAGAGACCUUCGCCAUGUGCACUACGUCGCGUCCUCAUGUACCUCGUAUAGCACAGCGACCAACACGAAGCGUCCCGCCACGCCAAGUCUCUGCGCCGCUUCGUCAGAGUCCCAACGAGACAGGGACGAUACGACUUCGUCGGGGUCCGAAGAUGACAGUGACGGCAUUCAUUCGUCCGGACAUUAUGAAGUCUCCAACGACACCAAUUCACGGAGGAUAUCCGAAGGCAACGAUUACAACAAGGCUUUCGUCGUCCAAAAAUGACGCUACCGGAUCUCCAAGUGCACUCAAGGCAAUCACAUAUGGCCUGCCUAGGCUAUUGAACAUGCCGUCAACCAGCUGCUCCUUCACUCCCUCGCGAGAGACUCUCUUCCUGCAGAUGUGCUUCUUCUUCGGCGUCAUCACGGCCGGAGCCUCUUCGCGUCUCCACGACACUUCAACCGCUCUUCUUUCGUGCCACCAUAAACAGCCAAAGUUGCCAUGAAAAAAACGAAAAAACAAACCUGAUCCGGGUCCGCUGCCUCGCGCCUCCAGACAGCGAAGACGGAAUAAAAAAAACGAAGAAAAAGAAAAAAAUUCAUCUCCCUGCGACCCUGCCUCCAGAACAAGUCAAGGUCGAAUCCCUUUCUCGUCCUCCGCCUCCUUUCAACCGGUCCACCGCCGACUGUCUGUCCCCGUCCGUCAUAUCCAUUCGUCGCUUCUCUUCGCCUCACCCCAAGCGUCACCUCAGGCAAAGCCUCUUCGCGUCUCUAUCGCAUUUCAGCUUUCUCGUUUCUAGCCGUCAGAAACAGGGAAGUCCGAAUUAGUUUCCGUGCCUCCGUCUCCCUCGAAUAGAGCCACCGCCGUCUCUCUGUUACUGGCCCUGUUCUCCAGCUUUGACUCCUCUUCGGCGCCCCAAGUUUGUAUCACCGUUCAACCCUCACCUUUCGUCUUCCCAACAACAGCCACAGUGGCGAUAAAAAAACAAAAAAACAGAUUCCGUCUUUGCUGCCAUGUGCCUCCACAGACAGCGACACCGGAAUGAAAAAAAACAGAAAAGAACAAAAUACAUUUCCUCCUCAAUUUGCCUGCUUCUAGAACAACUCCAGGUCGAAUUCCCUUCUUCGCCUCUGCCUCCGACGGAAUCCACUGACUCCGUGUCCCUCGCCCACAUAUCCAGUCGUCGCCUCACGUGCUCGCGUGUGUAUCGCAUAUCGGCGUCCUUGUCUCCUUCGUUCAAAAGCAGACAGGGCGGUGCCAAGCAAAGAAUAGCCUGUAUUGUUGCUUCUCAUGAUCAAGAGACGUGGUUGUUGCCCCACCUCCCAAUAUUUCAGCUCGUCCUUUGUCGCCAAUGCUUUACGUGUGGAUGAUAUGACGAGGCUUCUCGCCUUCACGUUUGGCGUCUCCCCUAUUUCUUUAUCUUUUCCGCGGAAAUAAUGUGAUACCAUGUGCCAUAUCAAUUCUCUCCAUGGUCCCCAUACAUGCAGUAAACUGGCUGGCCUUGGGUUUUUCCGUUACACUAUUAUAUAACGGCUCUCUGUCUCGACGUGCUUUUCUUCGUUUCCCCGAAGAAGAGAAGGUACUGUUUCUGUGUGCACGCUCAAGCCGUUAUACCUCUUUUCGUUGAUUGAGACGUUUGAGUCUCCAGCAAUCGGCGGAGAUAAAAUUUCAUCUGCAAUAUAGGACAGCCCAGCCGCUCUAGCUGCUUUCGCCACAAACAAGCGGUGGGGCCUGUUUGUUGGCGCCAAGCAUCAUGUCAUUUUGGUCAGCGGCAAAUAGAAACGAGCCAGUUUCACUGCCUAAUGUGUCCAUUACCGCGCUGCUUCUCUGACAGGACGUCGAACUCAACAGACCAUGGAAGACACUAAGUCAGGGUGCCUCAUGCGUAAACAAACGCGGUUUUCGUUUUUCUAUCUCUCGCAGUUCUCGAUGAAAUCGUUCGUUCAAGUGCAGGCAAGUUUAUAAACGUGCGCACACGUGAAUGAAUGUUUCGGAUGACGGUGCGUUCGCGUAUUUGGUGAGGGCUAGCAUUUACCUAGCACAGAAGGCCACAUGAUACAAGCCUUCCCCCUGUGUCGCUGUUCGAUCCUGUGGAGAAAUGGAACUCACAACUGACACUUCCUCUCAUCUCUUCUCUUCAGGGGUCAGGAGACGCUUUCUCCUACACCCCAACCACUUUAUUAGUCAUUCUGUAAGCCGUCUCAGUGGAUGAAUCACGCUGUUUUGUGGUCCCGAGUUUCUCGGAAACGAGACGCAGCAGCAGCAGCAGCAGUAAGGCAUGUUGUUUAAGUUGUAGUCCGAAUGUCCGUGAAAAAGAACAGUUGUUUUACAGAGUUCUCCAAAAGCUGCGCUAUGGGUAACUUUGGGUGCCUUUCUGCAAGUGUCCACUUGUCAGCAUGAUAUGCGUAACACACGCAGCGAAGAACCGGCUUGUGCGUAGCAAAUCGAAUUUUGCAGAAUAAAUCAAUCACCCGCCGUGAGACGGGGGCUUACGAAGACUGUGAGACACGAGUGAACCCGGAAUCAACACUUCUUCGCAGUUAAUUUUGCGCGUUAAGCCAAGUUCAAAUUGCUUCACGGUUGCUGGACACAUGAAGAGAUAUAAACGAGUCCCGCCAUGGUGUUCCGGUGCUAUCAAUGGUAUGUCCCCGCUGAACAGAGGGACGGACAUCAAUUUUACUUUUGGGACAUCGUGUCGUGGUUGUCAGUGGUGGACCGUCUACUCUCUCUGAUGUCUCUCAAUGCCGACGGCAUUCCUGUCAGUGGAAAGACACCCGAGGCUUCCGCUGUUAAUCAGAUCAAUUUUUUCCGUCUCGUGUUAGUUCAGCUCCCUUGACGCUUCCUCGAUUUGGUAAAAGGGCCUCCCCAGAGGUGCUGUAAGCUAGCAAAGACAGAAAUUGCCAGAGGCCCAGAAAGGGAUCGCACAGCUCUGCCGCCUCAAUACCGUUUUGAACGUAACUCUACAUAAAAUGACAAGGUCACGUGUGCUGUGCAGCGUAGCGCUAUUGGCGUCUACGCAAUUGCUGUCCUGGGCCCAAGCUGAUGAUCCGGUCGUGUCCGUCGAGGAGCUCAUCCGGUCGGAAGAACCAGGCACAAUUUCCGCAAGCAGUGCGGGAGACUAUGGCCUUAUAGAGGACCCAGAAGAUACAAGGGAGAUGUCUCAUCACCGGAGGUACUCCUACCCCGCCAGUUACGUACUUCCCUCACCGGUGUAUUAUCCCCGUUCUCACUACUAUCCCAGGUAUCUUGUGAACCAGAAGGCUUUCAAAGAAGAUGACAUGCAGACUGUGGAUGACCAGGAGGAAAUGAGUCCUGUUGCGCCUCCUGCAGGGGAGCGAGAUUUGUCUCACCGUCGCCACCACAGUCCCGCCCCGUACGGCUAUUAUUACUCCCCCGCAGAAUACUAUACCCCAAAGCACUACGUGGGAAGUCCUUAUCCCAGAUAUCUCAAAGAGGCACGGCGUGCGGCAGUUGUCGAUAAAAGUGCAGCGGCGCAGUCGAAGUUCAUGGCUGCAUCUAGGAAAGUUAGGAACAUGGGACAUCGCCGGUAUGGCUACUACCACGUCCCCCUUCCUUACUACAGCUCUUACUACGGAUACAGGAACUCGCCUUACGGUUAUGUCCGCUAUCUCUAUUGAGCGCACAUCCAUCGAGAAAGCCGUUCCAGUAGGCAAGAUUUUUUCCACGAUUGCAUCCAGGUGUGGACGCUGCAUUUUCCGGGAUGACCAGCAGCUCAGUUUUGUACAUGUCGUGCUGUCUUGCUUUUGCGUUCGGUUUGUCAAUGCGAACUGUCUUUAUGACUCCAGAGGGAGAACAGCAUGGCAUCCCCGUGUUUGCUUGACCUGUUUGUUGGACGCACGGGCGCCCUGCGUGAAACAACAGCACCCUCCCCCCGCCACUUGCAUAUUGCUCGGAGUUUAGAUGUCCGAAAUGCAACAAAAUUGUUUUGAUCGAUUUUCAGAUUAUUUCUUCCACUAAUAAACACUUGCAACAUUGCUCCCGGUUAGGCUGCUGCCCAGGCAGUUGCCUCUAUCCGCUGGUAUGACGAUGCAUACAAUGGGCGUUCAUGAGGAGAACCGCCUCUGUGCUCAACGAAGGUGGCUAUUUCUAUAUGUUAUCAAGCAAAGAAGUCCUACACGCAGACAUUUCUCACAGUAAUAAGUUCAUACUGCUUCACAGUCCAUUUCCAAAAGCCAGUCCUUGUUCCAAAACUGCAUACGCUACCCUCACUGAACGCAUAAUAUCUGUCGUCAGUCCGUUCUGGAGAGCGAAUGCAAGUCAAUCGAAAAAACGUGUCC